AUUGGUUACUGAAUGCGUUGCGCUCAUUUCAUUGGUCACCUACGCGCCUCUCACACAUGCGGAAGUGAAAGUGCUGAAAGCGUUGAUAUUUUCAUCAUCAUCUGAACGAACGAGACUUCUGUCAUAACAGAAUCGACAACAUGUCUGUCGCAAAUCCGAAACAAACAGUAUUGAAUCCAACGAUUCCUUAUGCUGGGACCAUCCUGGGUGGACUACAUCCCGGAGAGAUGGUGCUCAUUCAGGGCAGUGUGCCCAGUAAUGCUGACAGAUUUCAGAUUGACCUGACCUGCGGAUGCAGUAUAAAGCCUAGAGCAGACGUGGCCUUUCAUUUUAACCCUCGCUUCAAGUGGUCACCGUACAUUGUAUGUAACACACUCGAGAAGGAGCAUUGGGGACGAGAAGAGAUCCAUUUCUUGAAGCCCUUCAGACAUGGCGCUGCCUUUGAGAUAAUUAUACUCAUACAGAAAGAUCUGUUCAAGGUGGCAGUAAAUGGCUCUCACCUGCUGGAGUACAAGCACAGGUUAGAGCUCAAGAAGGUGGACACGCUGGCUAUAUCUGGGAAGGUUCAAAUUCAGGCCAUUGGAUUUAUUCCCAGUUCAGUGAGUAAGAGCCCUGUCACAUCACCAAGUGCAGCUGAGAGUAAAAGAUCACAGUCUUACACUGUCUUGUCGGAAUCAGGUGACCUGAAUCUUCCAUUCAAGAGUAAACUUGUGAAAGGUUUGAGUCCAGGACAUUCCAUUAUGGUGAAGGGUCGGGUCAGUGCUUCCCCACACAGAUUUGCUGUAAACCUGCGAGUCAGUAACUCAGAAGACAUUGCUUUGCACUUAAACCCUCGCCUCAAGGCUGGAGUCUUCGUCCGAAACUCUUUCCUGUCGGGAUGUUGGGGGUCAGAGGAGCUCUUCCAGACCAGUUUUCCUUUCUCUCCCAGCCAGUACUUUGAGAUGAUCAUCUUGUGUGAAGAUAAGCAGUUUAAAGUGGCAGUAAACGGGCUCCAUCAGCUCACUUACAAGCACCGCAUGCAGGAUCUGAGUCAGGUGGAUGAGCUGGAGAUACUAGGUGAUCUAGAGCUGAAGGAUGUGAAGAUGUGGUGAGCAGCUCCAGUCUGAAGACCAUUAUCAUGUGUUCUCCUACCAAGUACAUUUAAUCAACCCAAGCCUUAAGCAAUCAAAAAACCUAAACUGUUUUAACUUUAAUUGAAUCCCUAUCUAGUCCGAUCUGACUGGAGACGACAACAACCUUUAUCUAACUAUUAGUGGAUUUAAACCGUACCUGGUUGUUUUGUUUGUUUUUUUGAAAUCGUAAUGAAUUUAUGUGGGAAUUUGUUAAACAGCAUUCUACGUCAGCUGAAUCUAAUUGAAAGAUCCAGGUCUAAAGGACCGUUCACACCGAUUCAUUUUCAGCCAAAAAAAUUACGAAAGUUUUCUGUCAUCACAAGUGACGAUGUGGGAACGUCAAUCGACUUGACAAGUUGAGAAAAGUUUAACUUAAUCCAAACGAGCAGUGACCCAAUGCAGAGACUACUAGGAGAUAUUGCAGCAUGUGAGCAACUCUGUAGGUUUACAUGUACUUUAAAUAGGUCAUGGCAUGAGGAAUCAAAUUUUCCUUGAUCUUUUGACAUAUAAGAGGUAUUAUAAAAACAUACAGUUAGUUUCAGAACAAAAAAACUUCCUCCUCACUGAAAAAAGAGCAUUUGUUGAAACCAAGCUGCCAAAACGACUUGUUUUAUACUUCCUCUAGAUUGUGAUGUCACAUUGUGGUAGGCAUUUGCAUCUGACCGCCUCCACAACAACAAAUCAAUGCCUACUUUACCUUAUCACUUCUAUAGCCUCACCCAGUAGCGGUGAGCAGUGAGAUGGCAAGGAGAGAGCAGGUCAGUCAAAAGCAAGAGCCAAUCAGAAUUCCACAUUUUAUCUUUCACCAUUUCAUCACGAUUUCACAGUCCUUUAUGAUUUGUCACUUCAGAGAUUAUUAAAAAAAGUGAUGGAAAUUGUCAGUAUUUUAAGUGAGUUUGAUUCAUGCAGUUUGUAUACAAUGCUUUCCCUUCCAUAAAUAAAUUUUUAGAUGUAAGAAAACUGAUUCGUUGUCAAAAUGGAAAGGCAUCUUACUUUUACUGGUAAUGCAUCUCAUCUAUGGCCAGUUGUGCAGCCCACCAAUAGUGUUUGGGCAUCCAGCAGUAGGAACCCGAACCAUUAUAGCAACUUGGUGACCUCCAAAAUAAAAUAAAUUUUCUAGAGAUGUGCUCUUUUCCAUAUCUCUGCUCACAUGACAGAUUUGAACUUAGCCAAAUAUGAGCAAAACAAGUCAUGGUAUAAUAGUAGUCUGGUUAAUUAAUCAGACCAGAACAGACCAAAUGUGGAAUUGGGCAGGUGUGGAGACCCGGAUCAGUUCAUGAGAGAUUGAUUACAAUUAAAAAUGGAAAUUCAAAAAGGUCACCAACCACUGAUAUAACAGAUAAAUGGUAAAAACUGGCAUCUGGCAGGAUGUUAAGGUUUGUGUGACAGGAAUUGUCUCUUUAGCCAUUUGAUUAUAGUGUUAUUCCAGGCUAAUUCUAUCCUUUUUGAAUAAUUGCAGAUAAAUUAGCUAAUUUCAGACUAUUGGGGCAGAAGCAAGGCUAAUCCUGAUAUAUUCCUCACAUUUUUAAUCAGUUGUUAACAAAUAACUUUUCAAUUUCCUUUCUGUCAGAGAAUUGUAAUCUGUACAUUAGACAAGCAUGUUAACUAAUGCAAUGCCUGCACCAUGCAACAAAGGCAUUCUAGUAGCCCUAUUGUAUUGAAUAUCAAACCAAUAGUAUCAAUAUUCUGUUUCAGUUCAUCUAAUGAAUGUAUCAGUUAAGGAAAUCAUCUCACAAUUUCCAUGUUUGGUGUUUUCAUGAGAUCUAAUCUUAAAAGAUUAGCCUGCAGGAACUCCAAAUGUCAUCUUGAUUUGCAUUGUGUUUGCAUCUCUUUAUAAAAUGCAUUUUGUUUGUAGCGUUUGCAGAACUAUGCAACAUUCCAACUGUUUACAAUUGAUUUGUGCUACUGCUAUAUGAAGAAUUAUAGCAAGGUAAUUUCUACCUGCAAGUUUUAUUUUCUUAUGUCUGUUUGACAAUGUAUGACAAAUAAGAAACAUUACUAUAUAAUGUAUUAUAAUAAAAAUGUAAUAUAUUUUACAAUGUGUAGUACCAAUAGUUGUGUUUUGUAACAGGGUUUCUUUUUCCAUGUCUAACAUUCAUUACAGUUGGUUUUAUGAAACCCAGCAGAAAGCAUUAAAGGAAUAUUCCUAUU
Molecule: messenger RNA, 3263 nt
Organism: Xyrauchen texanus (razorback sucker)
Lineage: Eukaryota; Metazoa; Chordata; Actinopteri; Cypriniformes; Catostomidae
Product: galectin-8-like
Exons: 9
Coding region: 141-1091 (316 amino acids)
Molecular function (GO): carbohydrate binding
Source: RefSeq, a predicted model, not a curated record